This is a messenger RNA of Phyllostomus hastatus (greater spear-nosed bat), 7085 nucleotides long. RefSeq names its product myosin XVI (gene MYO16). Gene Ontology annotation, biological process: neuron projection morphogenesis; phosphatidylinositol 3-kinase/protein kinase B signal transduction; negative regulation of G1/S transition of mitotic cell cycle. Bases 313 to 5991 code for a protein of 1892 amino acids. The record is from RefSeq and is a predicted model, not a curated record. The transcript is spliced from 35 exons. Gene Ontology annotation, cellular component: nucleoplasm; myosin complex; perinuclear region of cytoplasm. NCBI's taxonomy places the organism in Eukaryota, Metazoa, Chordata, Mammalia, Chiroptera, Phyllostomidae. Gene Ontology annotation, molecular function: ATP binding; actin filament binding; protein phosphatase binding.
GAGCACCAAUUAGAACUGACUAUUCCCGGCAUUGUGGCACUAGGAGCCCUGUCAAUCACCGGCACUACAAUAGCACGUGCAGCAGUGGUGGCUCCAGACCCACGGAGAGGCUUUAUCUUAACUCCAGCUGCUGAAUGAGAAUGAGUUUCAAGCUUUGUGUAUGACCAUGAAACAGAACCUCAGUUCAAUAAUGCAUCCUGAGGUAAACUGUUACCUGAGUAAGGGCUCUAAAUAAUGCAUUUCCUGGGAUCGACAGUUGUAACAGAAGAGAAUGCUGGAACCUGUAGCAAGAUUUCUCUCUGAGAUGGAAAGAUGUCUCACUAUCAUUUUAUCAAGUGCUGUUGCUUUCAGCUAUGUAAUAUUUUUAGAUCUCAUGAAAUGGAAAUUGACCAGUGCUUGCUGGAGACCCUUCCCCUUGGCCAAAGGCAGCGACUGGUGAAACGCAUGCGCUGUGAACAAAUCAAAGCCUACUAUGAAAGAGAGAAGGCUUUCCAGAAGCAGGAAGGAGUCCUGAAAAAACUGAAGCAUGGGAAGAAUCAGAAAGUUCACUUUAACCUUGCUGAUAUGAUACAGGAUGCAAUUAUCCACCAUGAUGACAAAGAAGUGCUUCGUCUGUUGAAGGAAGGGGCGAACCCCCACACUUCCGUUUCCUCAGGAGGUUCCUUGCUCCAUCUGUGUGCUCGAUAUGAUAAUGCCUUCAUUGCAGAGAUCCUGAUUGACAAAGGGGUCAAUGUCAAUCACCAGGAUGAAGACUUUUGGACACCCAUGCACAUUGCAUGUGCAUGUGAUAAUCCUGAUAUUGUCCUGCUCCUUGUAUUAGCAGGAGCCAACGUGCUUCUCCAGGAUGUUAAUGGAAAUAUCCCAUUGGAUUAUGCCGUAGAAGGGACAGAAUCAAGCUCUAUCCUAUUGACUUAUCUGGAUGAAAAUGGAGUGGAUGUGACCUCACUGCACCAGAUGAAGCUUCAGAGACCCAUGAGUAUGUUAACAGAUGUCAAACACUUCCUGUCAUGUGGAGGAAAUGUUAAUGAGAAAAAUGAUGAAGGAGUAACACUGUUACAUAUGGCAUGUGCCAGUGGCUACAAGGAGGUGGUGUCUCUGCUCCUGGAACACGGCGGGGACCUCAAUGUAGUGGAUAAUCAGUACUGGACCCCACUUCACUUGGCAGCAAAGUAUGGCCAGACAAACCUGGUGAAAAUUCUUUUGAUGCACCAAGCAAAUCCAAACCUUCUGAACUGCAACGAAGAGAAGGCCUCAGAUAUUGCUGCAUCUGAAUUUAUUGAGGAAAUGCUGCUAAAAGCUGAAAUGGCCUGGGAAGAAAAAAUGAAAGAGCCUUUACCUGUGCCUACCUUAGCACAAGAGGAGCCCUAUGAAGAGAUCAUUCAUGAUCUCCCAGCCCUUUCCAGUAAGCUCAAUCCCCUGGUGUUGCCAAUUGCCAAGCAAGAUAGUUUGCUGGAAAAAGACAUUAUGUUCAAAGAUGCAGCAAAAGGUCUAUGCAUGAAACCACCUCAGGACAGCACUCCUGAAAAUGCCACUGUGAAUGGCCCCACCAAACCUGAGCAGGUCAAGCUAAUGCCUCCUGCUCCAAAUGAUGACCUAGCAACACUCAGUGAACUCAACGAUGGCAGCCUACUUUAUGAAAUUCAAAAGCGCUUUGGAAACAAUCAGAUAUACACUUUUAUUGGGGACAUCCUCUUGCUUGUUAACCCAUUCAAAGAGCUUCCAAUUUAUUCCACCAUGGUGUCCCAGCUUUACCUGAGCAGCACUGGGCAGCCGUGUUCCUCUCUGCCACCUCACAUUUUCUCCUGUGCCGAGAAGGCCUUUCACCAGCUGUUUCAGGAGCAGCGACCCCAGUGCUUCAUUCUCAGUGGCGAAAGAGGAUCUGGAAAGACUGAAGCCAGCAAACAAAUAAUGAGGCACCUAACCUGUAGAUCUGGAACCAGCAGGCCUGUAUUUGAUUCCAAAUUUAAACAUGUCAUGUGCAUUUUAGAAGCCUUUGGACAUGCAAAGACCACUCUUAAUGAUCUAUCCAGUUGCUUUAUAAAGUAUUUCGAACUACACUUCUGUGAGCAGAAAAAACACUUAGCUGGAGCCAGAAUUCAUACAUAUAUGCUAGAGAAAUCCAGACUUGUUUCACAACCUCUUGGCCAGAGCAAUUUUCUCAUUUUCUACUUGUUGAUGGAUGGAUUAUCUGCUGAGGAAAAAUAUGGACUUCACCUUAAUAAUUUAUGUGCCCAUCGGUAUUUGAACCAGGCCCUACGAGACAACGUGUCGGUAGCAGAGAGUUCUCUGAACAGGGAGAGAUUUGCUGUUUUGAAACAAGCUCUGAAUGUAGUUGGCUUUAGUAGCUUGGAGGUGGAGAAUCUGUUUGUGAUUCUAGCAGCAAUAUUACACAUUGGAGACAUUCGGUUCACUGCUCUCACGGAGGCAGACUCUGCGUUUGUUUCUGACCUCCAGCUUCUGGAACAAGUGGCUGGAAUGCUACAGGUCUCGGCAGAUGAACUAGUGUCUGCUUUGACAACCGAUGUCCAGUACUUUAAAGGAGAUAUGAUCACACGACAACACACUGUGGAGAUGGCUGAGUUUUACCGGGAUCUCCUGUCCAAGUCCUUGUACAGUCGUUUGUUUAGCUUUUUGGUGAACAGUAUGAACUGUUGCCUCCACAGUCAAGAGGAGCCCAGCAGCAUGCAGACAUUGGAUAUUGGAAUACUGGACAUCUUUGGUUUUGAAGAAUUUCAAAAGAAUGAAUUUGAACAACUUUGUGUCAACAUGACCAAUGAGAAGAUGCACCACUAUAUCAAUGAAGUGCUUUUUCUACAGGAGCAAACAGAAUGUUUACAAGAGGGAGUUACCAUGGAAACAGCUUAUUCUCCUAGUAACCAGACUGGAGUUUUGGAUUUUUUUUUCCAGAAACCAUCUGGAUUUCUCUGUUUAUUGGAUGAAGAAAGUCAAAUGAUUUGGUCAAUGGAAACAAAUCUUCCCAAAAAGCUACAAAGCCUCCUGGAAUCCUCAAAUACAAAUGCAGUAUACUCCCCCAUGAAGGAUGGAAAUGGGAAUGUCGCCCUCAAAGAUCAAGGCACAGCAUUCACUAUUAUGCACUAUGCAGGGCGGGUAAUGUAUGAAAUUGUUGGAGCAGUUGAAAAAAAUAAAGACUCCCUUUCACAAAAUCUUCUAUUUGUGAUGAAAACUAGUGAAAAUGUCGUGAUCCAUCACUUGUUCCAGUCAAAACUGUCACAAACAGGAUCCCUUCUAUCUUCCUACCCUUCUUUUAAAUUCAGAGGACAUAAAUCUGCCCUGCUCAGUAAGAAAAUGACAGCUUCUUCAAUUACCGGAGAAAACAGGAAGUAUUUAGAACUUAGUAAGUUAUUAAAAAAGAAAGGAACUUCUACAUUUCUUCAAAGACUGGAAAGAAGAGGUCCAGUUACUGUUGCAUCUCAACUCAGGAACUCUCUAAUGGAUAUUAUUGGAAAACUUCAGAAGUGCACUCUACACUUUAUUCAUUGCAUCAAGCCCAAUAACUCCCAGCUACCAGAUACCUUUGAUAAUUUUUAUGUGUCUGCUCAGCUACAAUAUAUUGGUGUCCUGGAGAUGGUGAAGAUCAUCCGAUAUGGAUACCCUGUUCGCCUUUCCUUCUCAGAUUGUCUGUCAAGGUAUAAGCCCUUGGUGGAGACACUCCCCAGCGAGAAGAAGAAACUGUCUGCUGAGGAGAAAUGCCGACUUGUUCUCCAGCAGUGUAAAUUACAAGGCUGGCAGAUGGGAGUUCGAAAAGUGUUUCUAAAAUACUGGCAUGCCAACCAGCUCAAUGAUUUGUGUCUACAGCUGCAGAGAAAAAUUAUCACCUGUCAGAAAGUUAUAAGAGGAUUUCUGGCACGCCAGCACUUGCUUCAGAAAAGAAGCAUCAUACAGCAAGAGGUCACAUCCAUCAACAGCUUCCUGCAGAUUACCGAGGACAUGGGGCUGAAGACCUAUGAUGCCCUGGUCAUUCAGAAUGCUUCAGACAUUGCCCGUGAAAAUGAUCGGCUACGGAAUGAAAUGAAUGCUACUUAUAACAAAGAGAAGUUGGAGGCCAGGAGCAAACAAGAGGAAGGAGCCAAAAGAACCGAAGACAAGUGUGGACCCAGACAUUUCCACUGCAGCUCCAUCAUCGUCCCCAUGGCUGUGGACAGCCUGGUGCAGUCCCUGGCUGGCCCGUCCACCCGGUCUCCUUCUCUGCACUCGGUGUUCAGCCUGGAUGAGAGCAGUGGCCUCCCAUCACCACGGAAACAGCCUCCACCCAAGCCAAAGAGGGACCCCACCACUCGGCUGAGUGCCUCCUAUGAGGCUGUGAGUGCCUGCCUAUGGGCUGCAGCUAAGGAGUCAUCGACUGAAGUUCUCACCAGGCCCAGACCACACAGUGAUGACUACAGCACAAUGAAGAAGAUUCCUCCUCGGAAGCCAAAGCGAAGCCCCAAAACCAAGCUCAGCGGGUCGUCUGAGGAGAUUUGUGGUGUCAGGCCCAGGGCGGUGGGGACCCCCAACACAAGAAGCAGAGCGGCAGGUCCGCAGUGCACCCCUGGGGCCGUGCUGGCAGUCCCAGCGCCUCCUGGGGCCCCAGCGCACUCUGAGUCAGAGCCCGAGAUGGAGACUGAGUCAGAGCCCAUCUACAUUGAGAUGGUGGGCCGCACUGGCAGCCCCGACCAGGCGGAGGCAGUGUAUGAAGAGAUGAAGUACUUCGUGCCCCCAGAGGACAGCAGUAGCCGGGGGACCAGCGCCUGGGCCUUUGUGUCACCCCUGUUACCAUCUGAGGGUCAGAGCCCCAUCACCUUGGAGGAUGAACACCCUAGCGGCCAUUCACCCGCACCCUGCAAAGACACGUGCGACAUUCCAGCCCCCUUCCCCAACCUGCUCCCUCACCGCCCCCCACUCCUGGUUUUCCCCCCAACCCCUGUCACCUGCUCCCCAGCGUCAGACGAAUCGCCUUUGACGCCCUUAGAGGUGAAAAAACUGCCAGUCUUGGAAACCAACCUGAAGUACCCAGUGCAGUCCGAAGGCUCAAGUCCUCUGUCUCCCCAGUAUUCCAAAAACCAAAAAGGGGAUGGUGACAGACCUGCGUCCCCCGGCCUCCCAGUGUUUAACGGGUCUCACAAAGUCUCUCCGCCUCUCACACCACCUCCUCCUCCAGCACCUCCUGCGGCUGCCCAAGCUGCCCACCGGCACUUUGCCUUCCCACAGGAGACCUACGUGGUGCACCCGGGAAAAGCAACCACAAACCCAGAUCUGCCCAAAGUGCAGCAAAAGCCAAACUCUGCUCCAGCAGUGGGUGCAUGUAGUUCUUUCUCCAAGGUUCCUUACUCCCCCGGGAAGGCUAGAGUUGACCACAGGAAGACCAACUCCAACUCCUCCUCUCCAGUCCCCUACAGCCCUCCGAAUUCAAGGCCUCUCAGCAGCCCCCUGGACGAGCUAACUAGCCUCUUUAACUCUGGAAGGAGCGUACUUCGGAAGUCUGCAGCGGGAAGAAAAAUCAGGGAACCUGAAGGUUUUGAAACUAACAUGAACCUAACUAGCCGAGAUGACUCCGGUACAUCAGAGAUUGUGUCAGAGACUCAAGACAGAAAUGCGAAUAGCCAUGGAGUUCAGUCAUCUAAUCCACUCUCCAGUGCUAUCACUACUGAAAAUGGAAAUUCUAUCUCAAAUGGUUUACCUGAAGAAGAGGGAUUCUCCAGGUUGUCUGUGAGUGGGACAGCGACCUCAACAUUUCAGAGACACAGAGAGAGCCACACCACUCAGGUAAUCCAUCAGCUGAGGCUCUCAGAGAAUGAAAGUGUGGCCCUGCAGGAACUCCUAGACUGGAGGCGAAAGCUCUGUGAGGAAAGAGAAGACUGGCAGCAAAUCCUGCAGCACUCGGAGCCCAGAGGGCCUCCCCCACCUCCUUGCAAAAAACCCACUCUCCUGAAGAAGCCAGAAGGGGCCUCCUGCAGCAGGCUGCCUUCUGAGUUCUGGGACACAACCAUCUGAUGUAGUCCGAACUACAGACUCGGAAUAAAACUGCCUAGUGAUUCCAGGCUGCAUCAACAGAAGGCUGCCUCCGAUACACACUGGGUGCUCUCUCCACACAUUUACACAGAAAAGCACAGCACAGAGAGGUUAAAUACCCGAGAUUCCCUGGAUAUGUGUGUGUGACUGUGUGUGCGUGUUUUCUUACCCAUUCUGUGUGGAUACAUUCUGAUUUUCAGGCUUCAUGGUUAUAGGGCCAUGCUACCUCUAUGUAGCAAGAAAAAAAGCUAUAAAAUGUGUGGAUGAGGUGGGAGAGGGAAGAGUGGUGGAGGAGAGGAGGGAUCCAUGCACACUAUACAUUUGUUUUUAUAUAGUCUGACCACAUGCUCCUUGAACUCCAAUCAUUUUACUAUAAUGUACUCUACAGGACAUGUGUUUUAUUUCCUUGUAGGUGUUUGUGUUUUAUUGGAAUUAUGAACCUGAAAAUUAUUUACAUGUUUCUUACUGUAUUUUAUAACUUUAUGCAAUUGGUGGUGCUCCCUUUCUUCAAAAUACAUAUUUUUAAAAAUUGUUUCUAGAAUUUUUUUCUUUCACAUGCCAUUUUUUAACCUAAAAUACCUAAGAAUCUCGGGACUAUGUUGUUGUUUUAGCUUCGCCCUACAUAUAUAUGGAACAAGUCCCAUGUUUUAUAUUUUGUUCAUUGAGUAGAAGGCAGUUCUUUCUUAUGCCCUGCAUUUCUGGAUAUGUGGGUAGUGAGCUUUUUAAUUAAAUCUCAUCUGCUGACUUAAGUAUAAGUUACAGGAAAUUUUGUGUCAUUCAGCAUGUAUGGCUUCAAAUUCAUAGCUGUUGGGAUGAAAGGGUCAUAUUCAUUUAAGGUCUACACCAUACAAAUAAGCACGUUGAGAUUUACUGGUUCGAGCAGUAAUGCCACAUCACAAGACAAUUGUCCUCUCCAAGCUCCACUGCAUGGCUCACCUGCUGUAUAUCCUCAACCCUCCUGUAAUGCAACUGCCUUGUCUGUUGAUGUGCUUCUGUGGGCUGUCAGAAAGCUCUGAGUGGUGCCAUUAGACCAUCAUGUCCUGCUACUCAAAACUUUUUAUUCAUACCAGCCUUUG